Messenger RNA from Epithele typhae, 1107 nucleotides. RefSeq lists its product as uncharacterized. The transcript is spliced from 7 exons. Gene Ontology annotation, biological process: chromatin remodeling. The coding region runs from base 1 to 1107 and encodes 368 amino acids. The record is from RefSeq and is a predicted model, not a curated record. NCBI's taxonomy places the organism in Eukaryota, Fungi, Basidiomycota, Agaricomycetes, Polyporales, Epitheliaceae.
AUGACCUCGCUACAAGCCGCGCACGCAGAUGGUGUCUGCUUGCGCUAUCCCGACUCCCUGGGGAUCUAUCCCCAAGUAACACAGGAGAACGCAGCGGCGAUGCUCAUUCGUGCCAUCUCCCUCGCGCAGAGCACGCCGUUCGGAUGGGGGUAUAUCGACAAGCCCCCAGACGGUUCUCUUUUCCUUGUCUUCCAAACACCCCAGUUACAAUGCCCGCCAGACGGCAUCGUGUACCAGGACAGAGAGCAGAAGUAUUACCUCCCGUGCGGAAACAACAAGGAACUCGAAGUAUGUGAGGUGAAACUCGGCUUCGUGCCCGGCGUCGACCAGUUCGCGUACCGCGUCCGGCGACGCUUCCGCAUGUACAAGGGUGGCCACCCGCAGCUCAUGCUCAUCCACUACUCGCGCGGCCAGAGCACAACCAUCGUCCCCUCUCUGAACUCCCCGGCCCGCAACUACCCGCUUCGCCCCGUGAACGAGCCCGCGAUCUUCGUGCUCGGCGAGCGCCAGGGCCAGAAGGUGUACCCGAACGGCGUCGCGCCGCCGCUCGCCGCGAGCGCGGACCGCGGGAUCGUGCAGUUCAACAUGCCGCCGAACGUGGGUGCGGGCGCGGGCAUGGGUGGCAUGGGCGGUAUGGGUGCAGGGCCGCUGCCCGGGAACCCGGCGGCGAUGCUCGCGCACCAGAACAGCAACAUGGAGGUCCUCGAGCGGCGGGCGCAGAGGGAGCGGGGGAUGAGCAUGUUUCUUGCGUUUCGCUCGCGUUUGAGACGCUCAUGGAGGUGGGCAGCAGACGAGGCGGAGAACAUCUCCACGCGGACACUGGCCUUGACGCGGUACCGCCGGAACCACGAGUACAUGAACGAGGUGUUCAUGCAUGCGCGUUUGACCAUCCCCGUGUUCGCAGGUGACAAGAAGGCGUCCGCAUCACCACCUUACUCCAUCUUCAAGCUCUCGGACCUCGAAGAGAACUGGUGCGCGAAGACGGCCGCCGAAGUGGAGGAGCUCAAAAACAAGGCUGCGGCCCGCAAGCAAGCGGCGGACGCGGCGCGGGACCAGCUGCGCGACGUCCCGAUGGGCGGGCUUGCGAUAUCCGACCCGGUUCCUUGA